Botrytis sinoallii is the source of this 1943-nucleotide messenger RNA. RefSeq lists its product as uncharacterized. The record is from RefSeq and is a predicted model, not a curated record. Lineage: Eukaryota; Fungi; Ascomycota; Leotiomycetes; Helotiales; Sclerotiniaceae. The coding region runs from base 109 to 1071 and encodes 320 amino acids. The transcript is spliced from 4 exons.
CUAUUUGCUAUCCGCGAUUCCCUCUUCGUCUUCGUCUUCGUCUUCUCUUUAUUUGACUGCGCUUAUUUCCCGUAUGUUUUUUAUUAAUUGCUGGCCGAAGACACGAUCAUGUUUUCAUUUCGAGGGUUUAUACUACAGUUGAUGAUAAUAGCAGUAUGUCGAGCCGAGAUAACUUUUAAAUCUCCUUCCAUGGGAGAAGUUGUUGACCCAGGACCGUAUAAAAUUCGUGCGGGUGAUAGCGGGAUAGUGCCCACGCUGGGACAAUUUGAUGAUGCCAGUUGGGAGGUUGUUCUUUUCACUGGAAAUGAUACUGCUCCAUUUGAGCUUUAUAUCUUCAAAUUAUCUGGAUACCAAAUGAGCAAUCCAACGACUCAGUCCCCUCCAGUGAAUAUCAGAAACAGCUCAGGUCCGAACCUAGAAGACAAAUACUUUUUCGGCUACCGCUCCUAUCUGACAUCAAAUGAAUCUAUUUGGAUCACAGCCUACUCGGACCGAUUUACUCUUACAAACAUGACCGGUUCCUUGCCUGAUGAUGUGGUUACCGCAAAUGACAAUGUGAACUCGACAAAUGCUCCAAAACGAACAAUUUCUUGCGGCGCAAAGUCUGGAGGAGAGUGUGACGAGAAGGUCUUAGAAAACCUGGGACUGGGAUCAGUGACGACAAAUACUCCAAGUGUUAGUACAACGGCCGCAGCAACCACAAUAGGAACUGCUCCAGAGAACACAACUUCCGAUACCAACGAGGAUAGUAGUAAAAGAUUAAGCCGUGGAGCAUUUGCGGGGGUAGUCGUGGGUGUCGCGGUAGCAAUAUCGAUUAUGAUCGCGGCGGGGGUGUUCUUUAUAAUGAAAGCCAAGAAGAAGAAGAACGUGCCGAAACGAGAAACGAUUAGAAUUAAUGAAAAUUUGCCGAAUCAGGAUUCGAACGCAUUUCAUGAAGGGGAUACUUACGGAGGAAUGAUGAAGAAGAAUGGGAUCGAAGAUGUGGGCAGACGAGAGGAGUUGGAAGAUCGUAGAACGUAUGAGAUGAGUGCGGGUCACCAUGGAGUAGCGGAGAUGCCGGUAAACUCGUGAGCUCUACCAAGAUAACAAUAGACGUGGGAUGACUAGGUAUACUUCUAAUAGCCACUUGUUCCAUAUAUUUAACAUGUGUGUAGCGUUUUGACAGUCUCAAAAUACUGGCGAUAAAAACCUUGCACUGAAUGUCAUUUGGGAUCUUAAAUCCGCUUUGACAAUUGCAGUGCUCUCAGAGAACCACACUUCUUUGAAUAUCUAAAGGUUUAAAUAUAAUUUGCUGUAAUCCGCAUCAUUGAAACACCUCUUGGAAUACGACACUCUGGUUUCCAACAAGAGUAAACCAUUUGUUGAUUAAACAAUGUACAAUCUUGAGUAUAUGAAUCCCUCUAAGGCGAACAACCCUCCCCUAUUUCUCCGCUUCUCAUCUCAUGACUCUUCACGGACAUUUCGAGACGAAAUCGGAUAUGAAGCGUCACCAUCUUUCAAUUCAUCAGUAAGCUGUUGGUGGAAAAGCUAGUUCGUACAUCAGCCCACUAAAGCGAGUGUUGAUCUUUCUGGUUGACUCUGGGCUCUGCUAUAAGAUCUCCUUCGUGAAUCCAAUUCUUUGUCGCAAUUGUCGAAUGCGUAUAUUUAUGUUGAUCCCGACUUUUGAUUGCUUAAACAGAUCGCGAGUGCAGCCAGCUAGAAAUCUACAUCUUCAACAGUUCUUUCAUCAUCAACCGAGUUGUAUUCCCCUAAGAAAGAAAGGGUUUGUGCAUUUGGCUGUCAUAUUCUAUAACCUUGGGUUGGUGAAUGAUGGGUUUGUGUACCUAUUUGGGUUAAAUGGACUGACUAAUAAGAUAUGGAUGAGAAAAGAAUUGAAUAUGGAAAAAGGACUAUCAGAUCAGAUAUGAUGAAUGCUUCUUUGAUGAUUCCAUAUUCAUAAGUGU